Molecule: messenger RNA, 1953 nt
Organism: Trypanosoma brucei brucei TREU927
Lineage: Eukaryota; Euglenozoa; Kinetoplastea; Trypanosomatida; Trypanosomatidae
Exons: 1
Coding region: 1-1953 (650 amino acids)
Source: RefSeq, a predicted model, not a curated record
AUGAUCGAAAAUGUUACCGCAGUGUGCUGUGAGCAGACGGUUUCCGCGUCCGACAAAGUAGAGGAUAUGAUUCCUUCCAGUGGUGCUGCAGCAGACACAGACACUUGUAGCGUGUCGAAUAGUGCAUUGGGUGGCGACAACGAGAACCGAGCUAAGGAAACCGUUCAUUUCCCCCGGACACCCGUUCGUGUGGUAACCCCUCUGCAGAGAAGAUCCCCACUGGGGCAUUUAACUCCACCUGCCACCCCGCUAUGUCGUACACCACCUUUAGCAGUCCCCUGCACUCCGGACGGCGAAAGGCUCCCGCCUAAUCACAGUAAAUCACUAUGCCCAAAUGACCAAGAUGAGCGUUUUCAAACACCCACAGUGAAAACGCCGAUGCUCGCGGCAGAUCAAGAGAGCCCAGUAAAGCAUCGCCAUCAGAGGCGCAAGUUCCUCGAUAACUAUUUCUUCUUGAAAAACCUUAACGCACUACCGCUGACGCCUGAGCGCAAAAAGGAGCGGGACGCCGGGCCUUUUUGCAGACGAGCGCUACAAUUUCCCUCCCCCAACACCUCAAUGCACUCCGUUGGAAUGGAUGCCAUCUCUUCUCCGCUACCACCACUAUCACCGUCGACGCCAGUAACCCGACCCCCUCAACCAUCUGCAGAAGGCAGUGAUGUAACGGAGGUUCAAACAGCUGGUAGACGGUUUGUACGCUCAUUCACCACACAGUCCGCUGAGCAAAGUUACACUAAAUCAGGCGAUAUAUUAUCCGUGCCUGAGGGGGAACGGUGUGAGAGUGUACAGGCAUCUGUGAAAGAGAUUUGCCCCGCGGCAGAUGCUUCUUCACGUGCAAGCAGUUCGCUGGGUGAACAAAACGACAGGGGUCGUUCGCCGUCGCCCAUUGCAGUGGAUGAGGAAGGUGAGGUCACUCGCCCACCGCAUGAAGUGGCAAGGACGGUGACACCCUGCCCCCUAAGGUCAAGUGAAGUGGGCGGAAAGGCAGAGGAUUUUCCCCCUGAUGCUCCGAUAGAUGCACAAGAGCAAGGUGUGCAGCCGUUGGACAAUAGCGGCUUCGCACCAAUUGGCGUAAACGACGUUUCCCUUCAUAUCACUUCAACGGCUUCGUGCCAAUCAGGUGAACAAUCGACCCUCUGUGAGGGGCAUGAUUGCCCGGAGUUGGGGGUUUUAAAUACAAAAUGCGUUACUGUUGGUGCACGUACGUCUUUACGAACGGAUGGAAGCAAAUCAGGAGGAAGAGUAGAAGAGCUCUCCCUAGAUCAAAGGAAAUUGUUGACGGAGCAACCCACACGUUCGCGGGGUGGCGCUGUCUUUCCAACAGAAGAAUCUUUACGCGGCUUUUCUGAUAAACUUUUCGACCAGUACCAAAAUAAACUUGCUCAUUUGGCCUUUGAUGUUCUUUAUACACGGAUGGUGGCUUCUCCGAACACCCAAAUGUUGGAGAGUCAUGGACGGCGACUUAUAUGCAUGCGGCGCGAUGCGUGGAUCAGGGAGUUGAUUGAGUUGGAAAGGCUUCUCCUUCCUUUAGUAAGGGGCCGAUCCCGAAGUCGCGGAGGAAAUAAAAACUCCGCCAGAAGUAAAAGCAGUAAACGUGCGGAAAGUCCGCGCAGCGACGGGAGCUCAAAACGAUCACGCAGUGCUCGCUGCUACAUUCUCCCGACCGUACACGAUGACAAAGGGUACACACGUGAUUAUUUGGGUGACGGUCCCAGCUGCAAGGGGUUCAACAAGAAUGUCACACAGAGUGUUGUUAUUAUGGAUGCAACAGAUGUCGUGGAGGAAGAGGAAAAGCCAAAAGCACACACCACAGCACCUGAUCCAAUCCUGUCAUCACACCACAAGGUAGUCAGCAGCGGUGGGUGUUUUCCAUUUGUUCACCGACUAAGUUCCCGUGGUGGAAGGCGAAAGGAAAGGCAGUCGCGUGGUGCUACUACAAUACCGGCUGAAUAG